ACACGAGUGAAUUGUGCUGGAAGUGCUCUCUGUGUGUGUGCGUGUGUGUGUGAGCAUGUGUCGCUCCGGGCUACCUGAGGCCGAUGACCCGCCUUCUUCGACCCCCUCCCUUCUGGACCCCCACCUCUUCGUGCGCGCGCUUUGUGCGCGCGCUCCCCGACAUCCCCUUGGAGCGCGCCUCCGUGUCGUCUUCAGCGGACGGCCGCGCGCUCCCCGCCCCGGUGCAGCCCCUCCUCCCGGUGGUGUUUAUUAGGGGAAGCAGGGCGGAGGCGGAGGCCAGUUCUCCAGCUCCAGCCGCUGUCGUCGCAGCACCCAGCCAGCCUGGGGAAGGAGGAAAGGGAAGAGAGAGGGAGAGGAUCAGAUCCGCGAGCUUGGGCGCCCCCGGCCCGCCGCGUCCGCCACCAUGAACCCCAAUUGCGCCCGGUGCGGCAAGAUUGUGUACCCUACGGAGAAGGUGAACUGUUUGGACAAGUACUGGCAUAAAGCAUGCUUCCACUGUGAGACCUGCAAGAUGACACUGAAUAUGAAGAACUACAAGGGCUAUGAGAAGAAACCCUACUGCAAUGCACACUACCCCAAGCAGUCAUUCACGAUGGUGGCCGACACUCCUGAGAACCUGCGUCUUAAGCAGCAGAGUGAGCUCCAGAGCCAGGUGCGUUACAAGGAAGAAUUUGAAAAGAACAAGGGGAAGGGCUUCAGUGUCGUGGCUGACACACCUGAGCUUCAGAGGAUUAAGAAGACCCAAGACCAGAUCAGUAAUAUAAAAUACCAUGAAGAAUUUGAGAAGAGCCGGAUGGGUCCCAGUGGGGGUGAGGGCUCUGACCCUGAACGCCGAAAUUCCCAAGAUAGCAGCAACUACCGUCGACCCCAGGAACAGCAGCAGCUGCCACAUCACAUCCCAGCCAGUGCCCCUGUUUACCAGCAGUCUCAGCAACACCAGCAGCAGCAGCAGCAGCCAUCACAGUCCUAUGGCUACAAGGAGCCAGCUGCCCAGGUCUCAAUACAGCGCAAUGCCCCAGGAACGGGAGGGAAGCGAUACCGUGCUGUGUAUGACUACAGUGCAGCCGAUGAGGAUGAGGUAUCAUUCCAAGAUGGUGACACCAUUGUGAACGUGCAGCAGAUUGAUGAUGGCUGGAUGUAUGGCACUGUGGAACGUACGGGCGACACAGGCAUGCUUCCAGCCAACUAUGUGGAGAUCAUCUGAGCCUGCCCUGCGCAUUCCCAGCGCCCAUCUCGCCUGCCCACCUCAUCUUCGAUGCAUUCCUCCAUUGCGCUCCUAUGAGACAUGAAUCUCUCCCCAUCAAUAGUUUCUGUUUUUUAGAAUCUGAGACAGGUUGUUUGUUUUUUUUUCUCUCUCAGUUUCUUUGGCCAAUUUAAGCUUUGUUACCUCUUGCUGAGCCCUCUCUCCUCCUAUUCUAGGCCCACUCUCCCAUAGGGAUUUAUCUUCUCUCCUUUCCCUUGUUUACUUUCUGGGUUUAGCAAAUGAGAAAUCUUAUGUGGGAGGGUCAUGGAGAUCCAGGGACAAGAUUCCAUGUGCCCUCUUGGAACCAUCUGCUCCUGGUUUCUCUUCCUCCUUUCUUUUCUUUUUCUGUAUUAGACCUGUCCUCACCACCCUUUCUCCAAAGCAAAAUAAACAUUCCAGGGUUCCUGCAAUUUCUCAUCCCCUCUCAGCUUCCUCGGGGCUGGGUCAGGGAAAGAAGGGAUAACAGGGUCUUUAGGGACCAGCAAGAGGUCAGUCUCUUGUUUCUCACAAGGUGAUGCUUGUGUUUGGACCAGGCUUUCUUCUUGUGACCUCAUUCAUCUCUCCUUCAUUACCUUCCAUAUUUGGAUAGAUCUGUGAUCUUCAUUAACUGAAAAACAAAAAGGGGUGGGGGAAAAGGGGAAUCCCCGACCAUUUCCUCAGUUCCCGAUUUAUUUGUUCUUUCUUCCUACCCCAGCCCUGUUUUGUCUCUGUUCACACUGUGAUUUAACCAAUCCAUCCAAAUUCAAACAGUGUAGCGUAAAGACUGGAUGUGGCCACAAUUCCUAUAUAAACAUUUUUUUCAUUCCUCAGAAGAAGCUACAGAGCUCAGAGAAGUAUAAUUACCUUCAGUGCUCCACAGCUUGGGCAAGACAGGGGAUCAAAGAUGCAUCUCUAGGACAUCUGCUUCCAAAGGGGCUGCAGCUCUUCUCUGUCCCAACACCUAGGGGCUGUGGGCAUCAGAGGGGCCAAAAAGAGAGCAGGAUGGGAAGGAACAAAAGGAAUAUUUUAUACAGCAAAUCCAGGCCCAGAUUCCUCCAAGGACUUUCUAUGGACCUGACUAGUGCCUCUUCGGUGUCUAUUCCCAUCUUCUCAUUGCUUCUUUGCUGCCAUCUCUUAGUCCAUCACUGGGUAGAUUAGGGGUCUAUGGCCCCAUGUUUCUUUCCCGUGGACCCCCAAACCCCCAAGGACUAAAUGAGCCCUAAGCUUUGCUAACUUGGCAGGUGCCUCUGUGUCUAUGGCUUUUCAUAUGGGAACAAAGGCAUCUGUGGGUCAGUGAGUGGUUCUCGUCUCAUUUCUGUGUGUGGGUGACUGUGUACCUCUCUGCCUACUCUCAACAUUUGUCCAGAAUGGAGGUUGUCAAAGGAAAGGAAAAACUAAUCCAGGAGUAAUAGCUGUCCUUAGCUCUUUGGAUUCUUCUCUGUUCUGGCCCCAUACAAGUAGGCAUGCCCAUAACCUCUGUCCCCCUAUUUUGCUUUCUGGGAUAGAAGACAUAAGCAUGCAGAAUGUUGAGAAAACCUAAAAAACCCCUCCUAUUGUGUAUGACAUUACAGAUUUUUUCAAAGUGCCAUUUUGCUGGCUCUAGAGAAUUGCCCCCUCACCCUAUACUCCAUCCCCAUAUCCUUGGGACGGGCACAAAGGAGGGGAUAAAUUCUUUUUCCUGAAUAGAGUCAUGGUAUAAUUUAAGUGCUCGUGUUCCCUCUCUGACCCAUUACUGGCUGUUCAGGAGCUCUUGAUGGUGGGUUGGGAGUGUGGAGGACCUGGCUCCUCCCCUGUCCCUGUCCCUGCCUCCCAGGUACCCCAACCUCUCUGCCCUGACUUCCUCUUCCAUUCUCUUACUCCAAACACCCACCAACCUAGACCUCCACUUGGGGGUAGGUCGCAGGACAAAUCUAAUAACUGGAAAUCCUGCUCCCAUGAAGCUGGAGCUCCAGCUCCUCGGGGAGGAAUGGGAAGAUGGUGCUAUAUCGAGCUUCCCUUUUUUUCCAUCACCAGCAGCUGUGAGAAUCUUAGCUGGGCUCUGGAAGGUCAAGGCUCUUCCAUCUAGCUGGGAUUUGUAGCUUCCAUUGAUUCUUUCUCACCCACCCAGCCUCCCACCACCCAAAUGACAGUGCUAUUUGUGUUCAGGCUGGGAUGAGAGUGGAAGCUGGCUUGAAGAAAGUCUGAUCAAAGAAAUGGGCUCCAAAUUAUCAGGGAUAUUUUUUUAGAAUGUGGUUGUUCAUUGGCACUAGAAUGUUAUCCAAAUGUUGGGGAAGAGGGGUGGCAUUUCCUGCCUCAGCCCUCUCUGACUUAGUUCCAGCUUCAUGGAGAAGGAGAUAUUGUGGGAUAGAAGUGCUUCCGAUUGGCAAGCUGAGGGACUUGGGAUGGUAGGAGGAGGAGGAGGAGGAGGAAGGGAAUGUCAGUGCCUUGGUGAGUUUCUUUCUGGAGAGGCAAUCCAAGAAGCGAGAGAGAGGAGAUAGAUGGCCUAUUUCAUGAUAAUCUCAAAGCACAGUUUUGACUCUGGGACCAAAGACUGAUUGACCUCACUUAAAGGUUUAGGGUUGGUAGGUGGGAGGAAGUGGUAUAGACAGAAGGAAACACUUGAGGGAGGGGGAGGACGAAACAUCCCAUUUUCACACAUCUCAUUUUACCUUUUGUAAAGAGCCAAUUUGAGCUCAUAGACCCCUCCAAUCUCUUUUUCAUAGUUUCCUCUUUCCCCAGUCUUGGACUUAAAACACAGUGGGAUACAGGGUCAUACUGGAUUUUUCACCAUCACUUAUGCCCCAAGUACUAGUGUGGGUAGUAGGGCACAGGGGAGUGGGCAGCUAGGUGGUGCAAAGGAUAGAGAGCCAGGCUGGCAGUCAAGAAGACCUGAGUUCAAAUCCGUCCUCAGACACUAGCUGUGUGACUCUGGGCAAGUCACUUAACCCCCUUUGCCUCAGUUUUCUCAUCUGUAAAAUGAGCUGGAGAAGGAAAUGGCAAACCACUCCAGUAACUUUGCCAAGAAAACCCCAAAUGGGGUCAUGAACAGACAACAGGGGGUGGGGUUGGGUGGGGGGUGGGGGAGCAAUGUUGACCUGGGAGGAUUUCUCAUUAGGGACCUGUCAUACCUGAGCCUGGCUUAAAGAAGGUGUUUUUGGUCUACGUUCUUCUCAGUUAAGCACUGUUCUGGUAGGGGGUGACAGCCUGGGGUCUCCUUAAAGUCAAUUCUGAUCCAGGAAAAAAACAAAAAAACACAACAUAACUGUAAUGUGAAUUUUACUCGAAUGGGACCAAAACCCGAAAUAUUUGCAAGAAAGGAAGAUGGUUAAGAAUUGUGAAUUCUCUGUGACACUGGUUUACUUGUUCUUGUAUUUCAUUCCCUCUUUUUCCAUCUCCCCCUCACCCCUUCCCUCAUAGGGGACUGGGGGGCAGGGAAGAGAAUUCCCUCUCUGCUUGAUUUCUGCCUUUUCUCUCACAUACGCACUUUUGGGCCUUUGUUUAUAGCUGAAAAACACCUAAACCUGUAUUUAAAAAGUAACAGAAAUGACCCUGUUAGAUUUGCCUCUGUGUAAACACUUUUUCCAUAUGUGUGUGGCGUGUUCAUUUGAAGCUUCGAGUUGUGUUUUUAGUGCUGGGCUUUGGAAAUUAAUCUUUUUAUUUGGGGUUGUCUUUUUUUUCUCUCCCCCACCCCUUUUUUUUGGAGGGGUGGUGGUGAUAUGUUUUGGUUCCCUUCCUGUGGGCAUGUGCCCAGGAUUAAAUUUUUCUGGCCUUUUUCAUUCAGAACGGUUGAUAGACCCACAAGGGAAUACUCUUGACGACUCAAAUCGAAAUAAAAAUAUAAUUUUUACCUGCUGA
This is a messenger RNA of Monodelphis domestica (gray short-tailed opossum), 5056 nucleotides long. RefSeq names its product LIM and SH3 protein 1 (gene LASP1). The record is from RefSeq and is a predicted model, not a curated record. Lineage: Eukaryota; Metazoa; Chordata; Mammalia; Didelphimorphia; Didelphidae. Gene Ontology annotation, cellular component: focal adhesion. Gene Ontology annotation, molecular function: actin filament binding.